ACAUCUGUGUUUAAUCUUGUUCCAAUCAUUUUCAUUUUACUCCUCUUGCAGCAAUCAAACGUUUUUUGAACCAACAAUGGCCGAAGCAAUUGCUUUCGACAUUGCCGUAGAGCUUAUUACUAAAUUGAGCUCCUUCGCUGUCUCUCAAAUUGGACUGUGGAGGAAUGUCAAAGAUGACCUCGAUGACCUCGGAACCACUGUCUCCACCAUCAAAGCUGUGAUCCUUGAUGCAGAAGAGAAAUCAGUGACCAACAAUCUCGUUAAAGUUUGGCUUGAGGAGCUGAAAGAUGCACUUUAUGAUGCCGACGACUUGCUUGAUGAUUUCUCUACCGAAACUUUGCGGAAAGAUCUAAUGGGUGGGAAAAAGCUGAUGAAAGAGGUACGCCUUUUCUUCUCAAGCUCUAAUCAGUUUGCUUACGGUCUCAAAAUAGGUCGGAAAAUUAAGGCCAUUAAUGCGAGGUUAGCUUCAAUUGAAAGUAAGGCCAACUCUUUUGGCUUCAUGGUGCGUGACCGCCCCUUGGAAACCUCUUUCAUGACUAAAAAGAGGGAGCAAACACACUCUUUUGUGCCUAAAGAUAAAAUAAUAGGGAGGGACAAUGAUAAAGCAGCUCUUCUAAAACUCGUGUUAGAGUUUGAAAGUGAAGAGAAUGUUUACAUCAUUCCAAUUGUGGGGUUAGGAGGGUUAGGGAAGACUGCUUUGGCCCAGUUAGUCUAUAAUGAUGAAAUGGUACUCAAAAAUAAUUUUGAGUUGAUGAUGUGGGUGUGUGUUUCGAAUGUUUUUGAUGUCAAACUAAUUGUAGAAAACAUUAUCAAAUCUGCAACUGGCCAAGCACCAGAUCAAAAUCUCGAAAUGGACCAAUUGCAAAAACAACUUCGAGAAAAAAUUGGUGGGAAAAAGUAUUUACUUGUUUUGGAUGACAUUUGGAAUGAAGAGAGAGAAAAUUGGGUUAGUUUAAAAGAGUUAUUGAUAGGUGGGGCUAAAGGAAGUAGGAUAAUAGUAACUACUCGCUCUUUUAAGGUAGCCAAGAUCACUAGUAAAUGUCAACCUUAUGUUCUAAAAGGCUUGUCUGAUUACGAUGCUUGGUCUUUGUUCAAAGAAAUAGCAUUUGAGCAAAGAUAUGCAGACUCAACAGAUUCAGCCUUUGUGGAAAUAGGACAACAGAUUUUGGAAAGGUGUGGUGGGGUGCCUUUAGUCAUAAGGACGAUAGCAAGUACAUUAUCUUACAAAGAAACUGAACAGGAUUGGCGUUCUUUCAAAGAUAAUGAACUUGCUAGAAUAUCUCAAAACGAAGAUAAUAUUCUACCUACACUUAAGUUGAGUUAUGAUCAUCUCCCGGCCCAUUUGAAGCAUUGUUUUGCUUAUUGCCGAUUGUAUCCAAAAGAUUAUGAAAUUGAUGUACAAACGCUUGUUCAAUUUUGGGUUGCACAAGGUUUCGUAAAACAAUCAAAUGGAACACAAUCUCUUCAAGAGAUUGGGGAAAGAGAGUAG
Molecule: messenger RNA, 1489 nt
Organism: Gossypium arboreum
Lineage: Eukaryota; Viridiplantae; Streptophyta; Magnoliopsida; Malvales; Malvaceae
Product: putative disease resistance protein RGA3
Exons: 2
Coding region: 77-1489 (470 amino acids)
Biological process (GO): defense response to other organism
Molecular function (GO): ADP binding
Source: RefSeq, a predicted model, not a curated record